Lethenteron reissneri (Far Eastern brook lamprey) is the source of this 1443-nucleotide messenger RNA. It is a transcript of the gene HTR2A, whose product is annotated as 5-hydroxytryptamine receptor 2A. Gene Ontology annotation, cellular component: dendrite; plasma membrane. Gene Ontology annotation, molecular function: neurotransmitter receptor activity; G protein-coupled serotonin receptor activity. Gene Ontology annotation, biological process: release of sequestered calcium ion into cytosol; serotonin receptor signaling pathway; G protein-coupled receptor signaling pathway, coupled to cyclic nucleotide second messenger. The record is from RefSeq and is a predicted model, not a curated record. Lineage: Eukaryota; Metazoa; Chordata; Hyperoartia; Petromyzontiformes; Petromyzontidae.
AUGCAGGCGAGCGGCGAGCCGGAGGCGCUGGUAAACGUGUCCGCCGAUAGGCAGCGGCCGGCGGGCUGGCUGGACACGACGGCCGGGGAGACCGCAUCCGUCGUCAACGGCAGCGGGGGCAACAUCUCCGUGGAUCUGCGCAAGGGCGCCGGCCACCUGAACCUGCCCGUGCUGCUGCUCUUCGUGGUGGUGUUCCUGACCAUUGCCGGGAAUGUUUUGGUCAUCCUCGCCGUGUCGCUUGAGAAGAAGCUUCAGACGGCCACCAACUACUUUCUCAUGUCGCUCGCCGUAGCCGACAUGCUGGUGGGCAUCCUAGUCAUGCCCAUCUCGCUGCUCAACAUCCUAUACGGGUUCAAGUGGCCACUUCCACUGUCUCUGUGCCCCGUGUGGAUUUACCUGGAUGUGCUUUUCUCUACCGCGUCCAUCAUGCACCUGUGCGCAAUCUCCCUGGACCGCUACAUCGCCAUCAAGAAGCCGAUAGAGCACAGUCGAUUCAACUCCCGGACCAAAGCCUUGCUUAAAAUCCUCGCCGUCUGGGUGAUAUCCGUUGGCAUUUCCAUGCCGGUGCCAGUCCUGGGCCUGCAGGACCUCGCCUACGUGUACACGGACGGCAGCUGCCAAAUGAACAUCUCCGACUUCAUCAUCUACGGCUCUCUGAGCUCCUUCUUCCUGCCGCUCAUCAUCAUGGUGGCGAGCUACGUGUCCACGACGCGCGUGCUCAGGCAACAGGCGUUGCUCUGCGAGGGCAUGAACGGCUCCGUCGGCCUCCCGGGCGGGGGGCCCUACGUCGCAUUGUCGUCCCUCGACGGGGUCCCCGCUCCUCCCGACACCGCCCUCUUGCCGCACAGGGCGGGACGUGCUAAGAGCAAGAGCGUGACGCCUUCGCAGAAGCGGACGAUGCAGGCGAUAACCAAUGAGCAGCGUGCUUCCAAGGUGCUCGGCAUAGUCUUCCUGCUAUUCGUCGGGAUGUGGUGCCCGUUCUUCAUCACAAACGUGCUGUCGGCCCUGUGCCCAGCGGACGCGUGCAACAGGCACGCCAUGGCGGCGCUGCUCGACGUCUUCGUGUGGGUGGGGUACGUCUCGUCCGGAGUCAACCCGCUCGUCUACACGCUCUUCAACCGCACGUACAGGCAGGCCUUCGCAAGGUACAUCGCGUGCAACUUCAAGACGCCGCAGAAUGCUGCGGCGGCGUCGCGCGGAAUGAACCGCGAGCCGUCGCACAACGCGUCCAUGCUGGCCUCGGCGCGCGACAGCCUCGUGCCGUCGUCGUCCACGCCGGGAUUCAGCUCCUCGUACUCCUUCCAAAGCCUCAUCGGCAACGCUCGCUCCCCCAACGGGCGCCAGCUUCCCGCCGGUCCAGAGCGAGGCGGAGACGCCGCCGCCGCCGCCAUCACGCGAAGCGGCUCCGUCAGCGCAAGCGCCGUGGCGGACAGCCGCGUGUAA